AAUACAGCCAAUGGUCGCCGUGUGGUUUGUUGUAGUGCGUACUGGCAGUACUGGUGCGUGGUUUGGCUCCUUGCUACUGCAACUGACCUCACACGUGUAGCAGGGAGCAGGGGUAACCGAAAACUUACGAAAUGUCGGCGUUGUUAAGGAAUUUGCGGCUUGUGUGGCGGCCGCCGGCGCGAAUCACUUCGCAGAUGACUCUCUGUUCGAUACCUUCUAAACUCCUAGGCGAGUACGACAUGACCAUGUCCGUUGAAACGAACGAAUUAAGAGCCCUGUACUUGGAUGCCCAGGCGACCACACCGCUGGACCCACGCGUUCUGGACGCUAUGUUGCCGUACCUUGUCAACAACUAUGGAAACCCGCACUCUCGUACGCACGCGUACGGCUGGGAAAGCGAGGCGGCCGUCGAAAAGGCGAGGAGUCAGGUGGCGGCUCUCAUCGGCGCGCAGCCCAAAGAGAUCAUAUUCACCAGCGGUGCCACCGAGUCCAACAACAUCAGCAUAAAGGGUGUCAGUCGUUUCUACGCCGAGAAAAAGAAGCACAUCGUGACGACGCAGACGGAGCACAAGUGCGUACUCGACUCCUGCCGUGCCAUGGAGGCCGAGGGCUUCGACGUCACCUACCUGCCGGUGAACCGCAACGGGCUCGUAGACGUCCAGCAGCUCGAAGACGCCAUCCGACCGGACACGGCGCUCGUUUCGGUGAUGACGGUGAACAACGAGAUCGGCGUGACGCAGCCGAUCUCCGAGAUCGGCGCCGUCUGCCGAAAGCGCAAGGUCUUCUUCCACACGGACGCCGCGCAGGCCGUGGGCAAGAUUCCCGUCAACGUGAACGACAUGAUGGUAGACCUGAUGUCCAUCAGCGGCCACAAGAUAUACGGCCCCAAGGGAGUCGGAGCCCUCUACCUGCGCCGCAGACCUCGAGUGCGCGUCGAAGCGCUGCAGAGCGGCGGUGGUCAGGAGCGAGGCAUACGGAGCGGCACCUUACCGACGCCACUCGCCGUCGGGCUGGGAGCCGCGUGCGAGAUCGCCGUCAAGGAAAUGGACUACGACCACCGGCACGUCAGCCGGCUCUCCGACCUCCUAGUCGCGCUUAUAACUAGCGAGCUGACGCACGUGGUGCGCAACGGAGACCCUCAGCGCUGCUACCCGGGCUGCGUCAACCUCUCCUUUGCGUGCGUCGAAGGCGAGAGCCUUCUGAUGGCCAUGAAGGACGUGGCGCUGUCGUCCGGUUCGGCCUGCACGUCCGCUUCGUUGGAGCCGUCGUACGUGCUACGAGCCAUCGGAGCUGACGAGGACUUGGCGCACUCGUCGAUACGCUUCGGCUUGGGCCGCUUCACGUCCGAGGAAGAAGUGGUCUACACGGCGCGCAAGUGCGUCAAGGAGGUCAAGAAACUGCGCGAAAUGAGCCCACUCUGGGAGAUGGUCCAGGAAGGCGUCGACCUCAAGUCGAUCCAGUGGACGCAACAUUGAGGCGCCUGCGCUUCCUUGAAGCGAGGUCGAAGCUUUGGAAAUAACCAAAUUCAGCGGACAUGUUUGGAGGACGUAGAAAUGUGCUAUGGUUACGUGUGACGCCACUGGCUGAUUCAGUGAGGCCUGUAACGCAAUUAAUGGUGGUAUCCAAGCGCUUCACAAGGUGGUUCCCGAGUUUAUGUUGGACUCGCCAAGUCUUGUUACUGAAGUAGCCACCAGUGACAUUGUUGGGGAUCUCUGUUUAGCAGUAUUUCCUGCUCCCAUAGGUCUUUAACGCUGUCUUGCAACCUCAUGCAUUACAUGCACGUUAGCCUGGCCGUAAAAGCAGUAUGUGCAGAGCAGCUACAAGAACUGUGCGUCAAACAGAGGAUUAAAAUGUAGUGCUCUUCCCAUCAGAUCUUUUCUUCUUGAGUGUAACAAUGGUCAAGGGCAAAACAUUGUAUCACACUGCAAAGCCACUAAUGUUGAUUUUCAACCUUACCAGAGAGCCACAUUGCCCAUUGCAUUUGCAACCAAUGAGGUAGUCAAAGUAGCAGCAUAUCAUAUGAUGCACACUUAAGUCAGAAGGUUCUUUGUAAAAUCAUGCCGUCAUUAUUUAAUGCAUGCGAGCUGUCUUUUGCAAGUGCACUUAGGCAAGUUUGUCUAUAGAUGUAAUACUUCUGUCACCAGAGCAAACAACAACUGCCCAUUCAGUACGGGUUUAACUGUGUGCAAGUUUCAGUGUGCUGAAAAGGUGAAUUUUGUGUGGUCUUUGAAUGUAGGCUGUGUUUUGUAAUGUACAGUCUGAAUCACACUUGUCUAGAGAGGCCCAUCGGCUGCUUCAGCCGCCGUUUUUUGCAAAAAUAAGCAGAGACCAAUGCCAUAAUGAUACCAAACAUAGCCAUACUACAUGCUGGGUAUGAACGGAAGCUUGUAGCUAACAUGACGUAGCGGCUGUGGAUGGCACCAGUGCCCAGACCUAUGCGCUCGACCACUCUAGACAAGUGUGAAGUGUGAAUACCAUGUACAGACAACUGUACAUAUUUCACGGUGCUGUCAGCAGCUCAGCUGUGAUAUGUUGUGAUGCUAGUCUGUGUUUGCAUUUGAGUGUAUUUUGGCCGGAAAGAAAGAGCCGUGAACGAAUUUUCUUCUUCCUAUGUGUAAGUGUAGCUUAAAGUUUAUUUUUCAUUGACCAUACAUUACAUGUGAAGCACAUUACACAGCGUGUAUACUUAGGUAAUGGUAUGUAUUGAGUGCAACAGUGUGUACUGCAGUGGAAAGUAUGGAACGAUUUUGAGUUGUCCAUACUUGUGAGUUGUACUGCGGAUAAUAAACAGUCUAGAACCCUU
Molecule: messenger RNA, 2803 nt
Organism: Rhipicephalus sanguineus (brown dog tick)
Lineage: Eukaryota; Metazoa; Arthropoda; Arachnida; Ixodida; Ixodidae
Gene: Nfs1
Product: cysteine desulfurase, mitochondrial
Exons: 1
Coding region: 132-1475 (447 amino acids)
Biological process (GO): [2Fe-2S] cluster assembly
Cellular component (GO): nucleus; mitochondrion; cytosol
Molecular function (GO): cysteine desulfurase activity; pyridoxal phosphate binding
Source: RefSeq, a predicted model, not a curated record